This is a messenger RNA of Nematostella vectensis (starlet sea anemone), 1827 nucleotides long. RefSeq names its product polycomb protein eed. Gene Ontology annotation, molecular function: protein binding; nucleosome binding. The coding region runs from base 39 to 1409 and encodes 456 amino acids. Gene Ontology annotation, biological process: negative regulation of transcription by RNA polymerase II. The transcript has 14 exons. Lineage: Eukaryota; Metazoa; Cnidaria; Anthozoa; Actiniaria; Edwardsiidae. Gene Ontology annotation, cellular component: ESC/E(Z) complex. The record is from RefSeq and is a predicted model, not a curated record.
GCCGAAGUAAUCGAUAAUCGAUUCGCGCGCUUUUCCCCAUGUGGCGUCAACUAGUAGAAUAUUCAAAGAGUUUUCUCGGCGUAGAUAUGGAAUCCAAGACCGCAAACUCUGAAAAACCAGAAACACCAAGCGAUGCAGGCACGCCAAGCCAAGACACAGACGAAGAACGAACCGGCAAAGAACUGAAAGCAUCGCUAGACGAGGGAGAAAGCGGAAAUGAAUCAUCUUACAGUUCAAACUCGACUAGUUCUACAACAACAUCAUCAACAGUCAAACGAGGAGUGAAAAGACGCAAAAGAAAACGCAAGAGUCAUAUCGCUUUUAAAUGCACUAACUUUUUAAAGGAAGACCACAAACAGCCGUUAUUCGCUGUCCAGUUCAACCCUUUUAUCAAAGACGAGGAAUCUGACCCAUACUUUUUUGCAACAGUGGGUAGCAACAGGGUGACAAUCUACCAGUGCGAGGAGAAAGGAGUGAUCAAGCUGUUGCAAGCGUAUGAAGACCCAGAUCCGGAGGAAAGUUUUUACUGCUGUGCAUGGACAUGUAGUCCAACGACAGGUGAACUAAUGCUGGCAGUUGCUGGUUAUAGGGCUGUCAUCCGCUUUAUCAGUCCAAUCACCAUGAGUUGCAUCAAGCACUACAUCGGUCAUGGUGGUGCCAUCAAUGACCUCAAGUUCCAUCCCCUGGACCAAUGUUUCUUAUUAUCAGGAAGUCGAGACCACAGUCUGCGGCUAUGGAAUGUCAAGACCGAUGCUCUGAUUGCUAUAUUUGCUGGUGUUGAGGGACACAGAGAUGAAGUGUUAAAUCUUGACUUUGAUAUACUUGGCACACGAAUCAUAUCCUGUGGAAUGGAUCAUUCUCUCAAGAUAUGGUCACUGGAAACAGAACAGAUACAAAAGGCUUGUGAUGAAUCUUAUCUGUAUGAUGCGAGCAAAAGCAAAAGAGUUUUUCCAACGGCUAAUGUCCACUACCCUGACUUCACUACUAGAGACAUUCACCGUAAUUACGUGGACUGUGUAAGAUGGCUUGGGGACCUUGUAUUAUCCAAGUCUUGUGAAAAUUGCAUAGUUUGUUGGAAGCCACAAGACCCCUUGGAUGAGAUAUUUCAAAAGUAUGUCAGUGAGCGCAGUGUUGAUGUCCUCCACAGAUUUGAUUUCAGUCAGUGUGAAAUAUGGUAUAUGAGGUUCUCUUUGGACUUUGAACAACGGCUGGUGGCUGCUGGUAAUCAGCAAGGAAAGGUGUUCGUGUGGGACAUCGGCGUUGAAGAUCCCAGCAAAGCACGGUGUAUAACGCUUGUGCAUAACAAGUGCGUCCGCGCGGUGCGACAGACCGCGUUCAGCCGCGACGGAAAGAUUCUUGUUUGCGUCUGUGAUGACGGCACUGUCUGGAGAUGGGAUCGAAUACGCUGAAACAGGGCACGUUACACCUUUCAUGCAACACAAGCCCGUCACGCAACGCAAAACCCGUCAUCAAACUUCCAUUCUGUCUGCGAUGAUCUACUGCGACUAUCAAGUUGCCGCUUCACAACUGUCACGCAACACUCGUCACCGUAUAUUCAAACGCACCACUUGUCACGUCAUCCCUAUUAAUGGCAUUCUAAUUUGUUGACCAAUUAAAGCUUCAAGUUAUAGCGAAACGUGCCGGAAGUGUGAUUUAACAAAAAAAAAAACUUCUCCCCUUAUUGGAGUACGAGGAAUAGUUGUUAAAUCCCGGAUUGUUUUUUUGAGGCUUGUUUUUGUCUUGUUACCUGUUAACUAUCUUCUUUGUGCCUCGUGGCACAUGAGGCCUUCACAGAAUGCUUCCAGUGUGUUAUGUUGGCAGCGUAUC